ACAUCUUCCUCAGAAUUGUGAAUCUAGUCGAUAAAAAUGAUUUUAGAGACAAUAUUUGUGAUGUUGGUGAUGUGGCUCAUUGUUAAGUACAUUUUGCGGAUGCUGCAUACCGAAAGUUAUGUGAAACAUUUGAAAUUUGGUGGCACAUUUAUUCCGUUCUUGGGGAAUGUUCUGAGUCUAGUAGGAAAAUCAAAAACUGAAAUAUAUAAAGAGUUUGUUCGAUCUAUAAAAGAAACAGGGACGCCGUGUAAAAGGUACAUCGGUUCUAACUUAUGCAUUUUCAUCGACAAACCAGAAGAUGUGAAAGCAGUCUUGACGCAAUGUCUGGAUAAACCAUUUGUUUAUGGGUUUAUGCCGUGUAAAUUGGGACUCAUUUUUGAGACAUCGAGCGCCAUUUGGAAACCAUCACGUAAACUCCUCAAUCCAAUAUUUAGUUUGAAGAAUUUGCAGUCGUCUAUACACAUUUUCAAUGAAAAGACGAAGAUGCUCGUAGAAGAAGUGGGAAAAGAAGUUGGAAAAGACGCAUUUGAUAUAUUGCCGUACGCACAUGCUUGUGCUUUGCGUGGAAUUUGGUCCGCUAUAAUGGGAGUCGACAUUGAUUUUAAUCCUGGCCAAACAAAGGAAUUCGUUGGAAGCAUAAAAGGUAUUUCCGAUUCAAUAUUCAAGCGGUGUACAAGACCGUGGACUUAUAUCGAUUUUAUUCAUCGAUGGACAAGUCUAUACAAAGAAGAGCAAAAUCACUAUGCUAAAGUGCGAAACUUAACGAAUCAGGUUUUUGAAGAGCAAACUAAAGCAUAUUUGGGUAGUAAUAUGGAUAAUGAUAAUGUUGGCUUUGAGCAUCAUAACAUUAACAGAAACGUGCCAAUUAUGUCGUUGUUUUCUGAAGGGAAAUUCAGUGAAGAGCUGGUCAAAGAUCAGAUAGAAGCUUUAAUAAUAGCUGGAUAUAAUGGAACCUCCUACAAAUUAUCGUACAUUAUUUUGACGUUGGCCAUCCAUCCAAACAUUCAGGAGCAAGUUUUCAAUGAACUGCAUUCGGUUUUCGAUACACAAGACGAAGAAACAACUUCUGAACACAUCCAGAAAAUGCCACUUUUAGAUCGUGUGAUCAAGGAAGCUAUGCGUCUAUGUCCAAGCGCACCAUUCAUUGAACGCGUUUCUAUGGCUGACGUUCAGAUUAGCAAUUGCCUCAUUCCAAAAGAUACAUUUUUCAUUUUGAUGUUUUACACAUUACAUCGGAGAAGCGACAUAUGGGGCGAUGACGCUGAUGAAUUCAAUCCAGAUCAUUUUCUGCCAGGAAACGUUCAAUCCCAUCACCCAUUUGCCUUUCUUCCCUUCGGUGGUGGCUCGCGAAACUGCAUUGGUAAUCAUUAUGCAAUGCUCUCAAUGAAAGUGAUGUUGGCGGCUCUCCUGCGCAAUUAUAAAUUCAGCACACAUUUGAAAUGGUCGGAGCUUGAAUAUAAGUUUGAAAUCACAUUAAAUUUAUUGAAUGAACAUCUUGUAAAAGUAGAACGACAAAUGAUUUUAGAGACAAUAUUUGUGAUGUUGGUGAUGUGGCUCAUUGUUAAGUACAUUUUGCGGAUGCUGCAUACCGAAAGUUAUGUGAAACAUUUGAAAUUUGGUGGCACAUUUAUUCCGUUCUUGGGGAAUGUCCUGAGUCUAGUGGGGAAAUCGCAAACUGAAAUAUAUAAAAAUUUGGUUCAGACUAUAAACAAAACCGGUACACCGUUUAAAGGGUACAUCGGUUCUAACUUAUGCAUUUUCAUCGACAAACCAGAAGAUAUGAAAGCAGUUUUAACACAAUGUCUUGAUAAACCAUUUGUUUAUGGGUUUCUGCCGUGCAAAUUGGGACUUGUUUUUGAGACAUCGAGCGCCAUUUGGAAACCAUCACGUAAACUCCUCAAUCCGAUAUUUAAUUUGAAGAAUUUGCAGUCGUCCAUACACAUUUUCAAUGAAAAGACGAAGAUGCUCGUAGAAGAAGUGAGAAAAGAAGUUGGAAAAGACGCAUUUGAUAUACGGCCAUACGCACACGCUUGUGCCUUGCGUGGAAUUUGGUCCGCUAUAAUGGGAGUCGAUGUUGAUUUUAAUCCUGACCAAACAAAGGAAUUCGGUGGAAGCAUAACCGGUAUUUCCGAUUCAAUAUUUAAGCGAUGUUCCCGACCUUGGACUUAUAUCGAUUUCAUUUAUCGAUGGACAAAUGUAUAUAAAGAAGAGAAAAAUCAUUAUGCCAAAGUACGAAACCUAACGAAUCAGGUUUUUGAAGAGCAAACCAAAGCAUAUUUGAGUAAUAUCGAUAAUGAUAAUGUUGGCUUUGAGCAUUGUAACAAGAAUAGAAACGUGCCAAUUCUGUCGUUGUUUUAUGAAGGGAAAUUCAGUGAAGAGCUGGUCAAAGAUCAGAUAGAAAAUUUAACAAUAGCUGGAUAUGAUUCAACCUCCUCCACAUUGUCGUACAUUAUUUUGACGCUAGCCAUCCAUCCAAACAUUCAGGAGCAAGUUUUCAAUGAACUGCAUUCGGUUUUCGAUAUACAAGACGAAGAAACAACUUCUGAACACAUCCAGAAAAUGCCACUUUUAGAUCGUGUGAUCAAGGAAGCUAUGCGUCUAUGUCCAAGCGCACCAUUCAUUGAACGCGUUUCUAUGGCUGACGUUCAGAUUAGCAAUUGCCUCAUUCCAAAAGAUACAUUUUUCAUUUUGAUGUUCUACACAUUACAUCGGAGAAGAGACAUAUGGGGCGAUGACGCUGAUGAAUUCAAUCCAGAUCAUUUUCUGCCAGAAAACGUUCAAUCCCAUCACCCAUUUGCCUUUCUUCCCUUCGGUGGUGGCUCGCGAAACUGCAUUGGUAAUCAUUAUGCAAUGCUCUCAAUGAAAGUGAUGUUGGCGGCUCUCCUGCGCAAUUAUAAAUUCAGCACACAUUUGAAAUGGUCGGAGCUUGAAUAUAAGUUUGAUAUCACACUAAAAUUGGUGAAUGAGUAUCUUGUAAAAGUAGAACGACGUAACUGGUAGCUGCAAUUUGAUGAAUAUUCAAAACUUGGCAAAUGUGCCGAUUUGAUAUUGGGAAGAUGGAUUUUAGUUGUACUUUUUAUGUAAGAAUAAUAAUGAAAAUUAUGUAUUGUUAUUG
Sitodiplosis mosellana (orange wheat blossom midge) is the source of this 3115-nucleotide messenger RNA. RefSeq lists its product as uncharacterized. The coding region runs from base 37 to 3000 and encodes 987 amino acids. Gene Ontology annotation, molecular function: heme binding; monooxygenase activity; iron ion binding. The transcript has 14 exons. Lineage: Eukaryota; Metazoa; Arthropoda; Insecta; Diptera; Cecidomyiidae. The record is from RefSeq and is a predicted model, not a curated record.